Blepharisma stoltei is the source of this 829-nucleotide messenger RNA. The record is from the annotation of a GenBank genome assembly. Lineage: Eukaryota; Ciliophora; Heterotrichea; Heterotrichida; Blepharismidae.
AUGCAAAGAAUCACUAGUGAACUCGACAAUAAAUCCCUCCCAAGACCAUUUUCCUUAAUUACAGCUGAGGCUGAAGACAACCCUGAGUCUAGAACUUAUAAGUGCGAUUCUUGCGGACUCGUUUUCCUCAGCUUUUUCGGGCUCAAAAUCCAUAAAUCCUCUGAUAGAGAGUCAAGUGGCCUACUCAGUUCUGGAGUGUCGUUGAAAACUCCAUCUUCUCCAACAAGCCAAAUAGUUACGAACAGCUGUAGCCAAGUUGUGAAACAAGAAGAAACGCCAAAGCCGUGCACAACGGAAGUUCUAUUUUGCAAGGAUUGCAAAAAAGAAUUCAAAACUUUCAAGGGCCUUCAGCAACACAUCGGGAAGGUUCAUGAGGUAGAAAAUAAGCAAGCUUAUUGUCAUAUUUGUCUAACUUUUCUUGUAUAAAAUUAAAUUUUUUAAAUAUUUUAGUGAAUGAAAAAUUAAUAGAAAUUUUUUUGGUAUUAAGUUUUCAGGGAAACACGAUUAAUUUUUAAAUAACAGAUGCAUUUAUUUUAAUUAAAAUACAUUAUAUUAUUUAUUUUUUAGUAUUUUUUUAAAAAAACAUUUUGAUAAUUUUUUUAAUAUUAAUUAAUAUAGAAAAAAUGAUUAUAAAUUAAAUCUAAUUAUUUGUUCAUUCGAGAGUAAAAAAAAAUUUAGACAUAAGCAUGCAGUAAAGUUCCAUAUAAACCAAGUGCAUGAUAAAACUACAAGAAUUUCAUGUGAAUUCUGCAAGAAGAGCCUUUACAAUAAGUAUUUAUUGGACGAACACAUGAAGAGGUGUCCGGUGAAAGCUGACUAUUAUCAAUAG